AUGACUUCCCAACAGGUCUUUCUCACCUCACUUCAGUCCACGACUAGAGCGUUGCCAGAGCUUCCAAACGAGAUCUUCUUGCUCCUCAUCCAGAGAUGUUCUGGUGCCACAUUGAAACAGUUGCGCUUGGUGUCCAAGACUCUCGCCCACUUGACUGAACCUUACUUGUGGCGGGAAGUUGUCCUGGUCCCCAAUGAUCACUCUAUUCUCGGUUUCGCCAAAGCCCUCAAACGUUCCAAGGUCCUCCGACUCGUUACCAAGAUCACAUACGAUGCCCGCUUUGGCGCAUUCUUCACCCGAAUCAAGGACGUCUCUCCGAAUCCCAGCCUGCCAUACACUGCUGCGGAAAGGAGCAAAGAACUUUCCCUUCUUGAUACGACAUUUAUUGGCCACUUUAAGCCCUAUGAGGAUAUGUCGAUUGAGGUAGCGUGUCUCGCCAAAGCCCUGAGAUUGAUGCCCAACCUGAAAGAAGCUUGCAUACGAGAAUAUGAGGAUGAAUCCAGCAAUGGCGCCGUGGCGUACCUCACCACUAGUGAAAACGAAGUCCCGUCCUUCUACCUUAGGCUUUGCAAAAGAUUGAGAGUCGACCCAGAAAAGGUGAGCUGGAGUACCUUGGCUGGCGCUUCGGGCAGAUCAUAUGCAAAGGGGUUCAUCACCGCCGCUUUCUCUGCCGAUUGUCGUCUUCAAGAGCUUAAGGCGAAGGGGAUCGACGGCCGUGCGAUGUUCGGGCUAGUGCCGAUGAAAUCGUCUGCUGUGUUCCAGCAAGUGAGCAUCUUCAAGAAUGCCACAGACAGUCUACGAUACCUUGAAUUCUCUUUCCGCAACGACACCUUGAUCAGCACCGCCGACCACAUUGACGCCAUCCGAGAGAUGCUCAGAUCAGCCAAGAGACUCCGGACGUUAAGGUUGAAGUUGACAGAUUGCAGCACUAGCCACCACCACUACUCCGAUGAGGACUUGAUGUCGGACUUUUGUGGGCUGGUGGAGAGCUCGACCGGUGUCUGGCUUUGCAAACCCCUUAUACCAAAGCUGGAAAACCUGAUCAUCGAUGCCUGCAUCUGCCACGACGAGGACCUAAUGCAUUUCCUAAGGAUCCAUUCGGGAACCCUGCGUCGGCUGGAACUCUCGAACAUCACUCUUCUAGGCGGUGAUGAUCGCCGCGAGUGCUGGGUGAGGAUGAUCAAGCAUUUCAAGACGGAACUGAGACUUGCCUCAAUCUCCUUCAGCGGGUGGUUUAGUAACGGUGGACGUCAACAGUGGUCUGUCGCAAGUGACCCUGUCGGUCCCGAGAGGCUGAAGGCUAAGGUUGAGACAUAUGUUGUUGACCGACGUAUCAGAGACUGCCCCUUGGAGCCAGUUGCCAUCAAGGCGAAUGAGGGUGAUGUUGAGAAGCCAGCUAAUGGCGAAGAGUUUGAAGGCGACUUGACCUGGACGAUGGUUUACUCGAAUCGGCACACAGAUCACAUCGAUUGGCAACCAACUGAGCCGUCCUUCGGCAUCAACUCCUCGUCAGCAUCCAGUCAGGCAUCAGAAGUCGGCGAUUCAAUUCCUUUGCCGGGUCACUCGGAAAGUGACUCCUGGGAAGAGCCUGAACCAGAACCUGUCGACACUUGUCCCGGAGGCGUUCAACUGCCUGAUUUUGACACGGUGUUUGAUGUUGGGAGCGGAAUACCGGGCGUUCAGUCUUGGUCAGUCUUUUCGUCAUCGCCGGGGAAGCUCCAACACGCGACACAAGCGGACGUACCCACGGCGUGGUAUUCGGCACCCUUUGCGUCUAUUUCCAUGGCUUAG
Cladophialophora yegresii CBS 114405 is the source of this 1791-nucleotide messenger RNA. RefSeq lists its product as uncharacterized. The coding region runs from base 1 to 1791 and encodes 596 amino acids. Lineage: Eukaryota; Fungi; Ascomycota; Eurotiomycetes; Chaetothyriales; Herpotrichiellaceae. The record is from RefSeq and is a predicted model, not a curated record. The transcript has a single exon. Gene Ontology annotation, molecular function: protein binding.